Electrophorus electricus (electric eel) is the source of this 4230-nucleotide messenger RNA. It is a transcript of the gene bhlhe41, whose product is annotated as basic helix-loop-helix family, member e41. Gene Ontology annotation, molecular function: DNA binding; protein dimerization activity. Lineage: Eukaryota; Metazoa; Chordata; Actinopteri; Gymnotiformes; Gymnotidae. Gene Ontology annotation, biological process: regulation of DNA-templated transcription. The record is from RefSeq and is a predicted model, not a curated record.
GAGUGGUCCCUCAGUCCCGGGACCACCUACUGGAGUGUGAGUGUGUGCUUGCACCAAACAAAAGUUUUAUUGCACCAGAAGCCAGAGUGCGCACGUGUUUAAGCACGCGGUAGAGAUCCUGGCGGGCGCACCUCACGAGCGGACCUCGUCGGUUCUCUAGUCUUACGUUUCGCGGAAAAUUGUGACCGUUUGUUUGACGAACGUGACUUUGGUCCCAAAGGUGGUUGCCUCAGCUGCAACAAUCCGUGGAGGUUACUUGCAAGGACGCGUGCGCUCAGGAUGUCGUUAGUGCUGGAAGUUUAAUCCCCCCAAAUGUCCAGCGUGCCUGUUUACGCAUAGACGUGCUGCAGCGUCCGCUCCGAUUGGCUGCCUCGGGUGCGGGCGACUUCUGCGACGGCGCGUGGCCUUAAGCGCUGGUUAAUCGCCGGACUUUUGGGCUGGUGCAGUUCACACGUGAGUCGGAAGCCGUUCCGAGCGGUGGCGCGCGCGUGCGCUCUGGCUCUCGCGCAAAAAGGUGCUCGGCGAAGUGGCAGCCCACGCGAGGACGGCUCAUUCUGAAAACGCUGCGCCUACCGGACGUGCGCGCUGCGCGGAAACGCUCGCGUGUCACUUUCGCUGGUCUUGGAAUUAUAAACGCAGGUUUGCCGAAGGAGACAAAAAAAGUGGAUGAAAGAAAGUGAAAAGUUAUGGAUGAAAGAAUAUCGCGACUGCAGGACAGACCGUUCCUUGAUCACGCAGAUUUUCUGGGGGUCGAAUAUUCGUCUCUUUACAUGUGCAAGUCGAAAAGAGCCAUGAAGCGAGAGGAAGGAAAGGACGCUUACAAGUUACCACACAGACUCAUAGAAAAGAAGCGACGGGACCGGAUUAAUGAGUGUAUCGGACAGCUGAAGGAUUUACUGCCCGAACACCUGAAGCUAACGACGCUGGGUCAUCUGGAAAAAGCGGUGGUUCUUGAGCUAACUUUGAAACACUUGAAUGCUUUGACGGCGGUCACGGAGCAACAGCACCAGAAGAUCCUGGCUUUGCAGAACGGGGAUCGGUCGUUGAAGUCCUCCAUCCAUGCCGACUUGGAUGCUUUUCACUCGGGCUUUCAAACGUGUGCCAAAGAGGUUCUGCAGUAUCUGAACAAAGUGGAGAACUGGACCGCCCGCGAACAGAGGUGCACUCAGCUGAUCAACCAUUUGCACAAAGUUUCUGCACAAUUGCACCCAAGCGCGCGACUUGUCCACCAGCCCUUAUCCAGCGGAGACGGUCAGGACCGCGACGGGCUGAAGGACGGCCAGGCCAACUGUGUCCCCGUCAUUCAGAGGACUCAGAACCCGGAGCCGAGCGAAAACGACACCGACACCGACAGUGGAUAUGGAGGAGAAGCCGAGAAAAGCGAAGGCAAACUGGAGAAAGGAUGUGACCCUGAAAAAGUUGCGGGACCGAAGGGAGUUAAGAUAAAACAGGAAUUUGGAGAUGAACGUACUGCCAAAAAGCCUAAAAUGACCUGGGCUGGAAACGGUGCUUCAAGCACGGAUCAAACAAAUCGAGCAGACUUGGCGUUCAUGAACUCUUUAAUGGGAAUGACUGGCGUUGGACAGCAAACUCCAUUUUGCAUGCCGUUUUACUUUAUAAACCCCUCGGCGGCGGCGUCCUAUAUGCCUUUUUUUGAUAAGAGCAAUCUGGAGAAGUUCGUGUGUCCAGCCGCGGCACUGACCAGCCCGUUCCCGUGGCUGUACCCCGGGAUCCCCGCGCACGCCUCCACUGCAGCCGCUUUCCCCUCCGUGCUGGUGGAUAAAAGCUGUGGAUUCGAUACUAUGGCAGACGACAAAGACUCUCUCUCUCCGGAUGCCGACCUGUCGAGCUCCACGGACGCGUCUUCCCCUGCGAGUGCGGAGCAAGGCUCCGGUAACGACUGCGUUGGGGACCAAAGAAUGGAAAACGGCAGUGCAUAGGAUGCUUCAGGCCCCCUUUGCGCGCUCUCGUCUGCUUGUAACAUUGCGUACUUGCGUAAUAUUUGUCGCCGAGUAUUCUGUAGACUGUAGUGUUUCUAUAGAUUCACAGACGAAGCUUUUCUUUUUAUUUUUUAUCCUUACUUUUUUAUUCUGAAAAUUUGCGCAAACAGGGUUUCACAGUGGAAUUGGUCUUUAGCUUCGUCGGGGAGACCGGGGGACGUUGUAACAACUGCUUCCUUUUGUACCCAAACCCUUGAGAUUGGGGUGGAAGUCGACAUUAACAAAAGCCUACAUGUCUGUCAGUAUUGCCGUUUUUAAUCUAUGGCAUUAGUCUUAAGAAAAACGUGUUAAACUGAGGGUUUGAUAUUUUUCUUAGCCGAGGAAAGUUUGUUUAGUGCAAUAUUUGUUAAUGCUCUAUGAGCUAUAAACUACUGCACCUCUUGUAGACAAUUUGGAAACAUACUGGCAUCUUGGAUGUAUUGUAUGAUGGUGACCUCAAGCAAACAGAAGUGACCACUGCAGGAUUUGUUAGAAAAAAAAUCUUUAUUUUUGGUAGACUACUGGAUUUGCCCUUGACGGUGAGGUUCUUAUUUCAUACUUUAAUCUUCAGUGCUUGGAAAUGUUACUUAAAUACCUCAACAUAUGUCAGCAUUUAGAUAAGGGUUCAUUUCUAGAGAUGUUCCUCUGGUCACCAGUGCCCUGGGCGGAACCCUCUCUCUGUUGGGAUCGAAGCUGUUUUUGUUUUUAAUCAGACAAUACUACUAACAGUGCUCUGACCUUUUGUUAUGACAGCCCUCCCCCCCAUCUCACCCCCUCAUUAAUCUUUUUAACUUUGAGAUUUUUAGUAAGGUGCAAACUCCCAGUUGGAGUAGCUGGGCGUAACAUGGGCUUUUCGGUAGUUGGAAUCCUAUGGAAAUCCUCUGCAAGGGUUUGUGGUUUGAGGAUGUUCUUUCACCAUCUCGAAGAGUUUUCACUUCAGGCCUAUUUUCUAGAAACAGUUAAGACCAGAGUGGAACUGACUCAUUCUGCCCUUGGGGAUUAUCUGCAGAAAAUGUCCUUUUGUCCAGAACUUGAGAGGUUUCUGGAGAAAAGAACUACAUGGUCCUUGUGACAGGACUUCCGUGCACCUACACAACACGGAUCUCCAGCGAGUAAAGCUCUGUUAGCACCUUACAGACCUUUGAUAUUGAAUGUAUUCUGUGUUUUUUGGUAGAUAUGAAAGUUAAUGUAAAUAUUCUGAUAAAAGUGGGUCUUUAAUCUGUAAGUGCACUUGCCCGUGACCUUUCUGCUCCUUUCAGACAGUCCUCACACGUUUCCAACACGUGACCCUUCCUCCUCUUGACUGUAAUAUAUAUUUUCUUAAAGAAAUCCUCCUAACUAAAGUCUUGGAAUAAAUGUGUCUUGGACUAAUGUCUAUUGCAACAUAACAUCCUCUUCUAUAGCUACACAUUGCAGUACAACUCUUCUGGAAGCAGACUCUGUCGGAGUCAGGUGGCACAUGCUUUUGUUAGUCAAUCUAGAAAGGUUUUUAUGAUUUCAGUAGUCGUCUAUCUAAGCAAUCAAAGCACCUCAUGUAUUUUGCCAGGUUUAGUACUGUCAUUAUCCUCCAUGUGAUGUAAGACUCCUGAUCAGGUGUCACUGUAGCUGCCCAGACAAGUGGUGAGUAUUUCACCUUCAGAGGCUUACGAGAUUCAACAGAUGCACGUACACACAAUGCGUGUAAAUUUACCACGUUCUCUGGCGCUGAUCUCAGAACCGCACCCUUUCAUGGCUUUCCAAUAUCAACAGAUCCACAUGAACAUAGCGUGUAUGUUCACCACAGUCACUGCUACUGCUCUCAGAACUGCGCCUCCGGCAGGGGUUUUGCCGUUGGUAAUUGGAAUUUAAUAAAAGAUUGUGUAACAUGCAUUAAGUGCACAUGUACUUGGGACUGGAAGAAUGAAGGAGCGAUCCAGAGAUGAGCUCGACUAUCCGGUGAGGGACUGAGCGUGUGCUGCUUUAAAGGGGUUGUGUGCUUUAACCAGGUCCCUUUAGUUUUGCGUGUAACCCUUCAACUCCCCUUUAGACUCAACUGUCUUUUUGCAUAAGGGCGGCAUGUAUGCGCGUGUGGCGAUGUACAUAAGUAGUGAAUAUGCUAAAUGUCUAAUGUUCAUGUUGUAAAAAAAAAAAAUUAUGGAUUUUAUAAAGGAUUAAUACCCAGCGAACAAUGCUCAUUUCGGUAACGCUUUACACUGUUUGCAGUUCUAAAUUAUUGCCGCACAAUUGUCAAAUAAACUUCAGCUCAAAAGAC